Messenger RNA from Stegastes partitus (bicolor damselfish), 2235 nucleotides. RefSeq names its product MLLT1 super elongation complex subunit a (gene mllt1a). Gene Ontology annotation, cellular component: transcription elongation factor complex. The transcript has 12 exons. The record is from RefSeq and is a predicted model, not a curated record. Gene Ontology annotation, molecular function: chromatin binding. NCBI's taxonomy places the organism in Eukaryota, Metazoa, Chordata, Actinopteri, Pomacentridae. Gene Ontology annotation, biological process: positive regulation of DNA-templated transcription. Bases 93 to 1871 code for a protein of 592 amino acids.
CUGGAUUGACACACAAUGAGGAGCAGAGGCUGGGGAGACGCUCCACAAACGCCGCUGUAAAUAAAUACAACAAUCACUGAGGCCAGAGAAACAUGGAGAACCAGUGCACAGUGCAGGUGAAGCUGGAGUUGGGCCACAGAGCUCAGCUGAGGAAGAAAGUGACGUCAGAAGGCUUCACCCACGACUGGAUGGUGUUCGUCCGAGGGCCAGAGACCGGCGACAUCCAGCACUUUGUAGAGAAGGUCGUCUUCCGCCUGCACGAGAGCUUCCCCAAACCCAAGAGAGUAUGCAAGGAGCCGCCGUACAAAGUAGAAGAGUCGGGCUACGCCGGCUUCCUCAUGCCUAUCGAGGUUUACUUCAAGAACAAGGAGGAGCCAAAAAAGGUCUGUUUCAACUACGACCUGUUUCUUAACUUGGAGGGCAACCCACCAGUCAACCACCUGCGCUGUGAGAAGCUCACCUUCAACAACCCCACCAAAGAAUUCAGAAGAAAGCUGAUCAAGGCUGGAGGGGUGUUGGUGGUACCUGAGGGGGCUGAAGCUGUGUCGAGACCCAGUCCGGACUACCCGAUGCUCCCCACCAUCCCCCUCUCCGCCUUCUCGGACCCCAAGAAGACCAAGACCUCUCACGUGUCAAAGGAACCCAGCAAAGAAGGAAGUGGCAGCAGCAAAGGACCCAAACCACACAAGCUGACCAAGGAGCACCGUGAACGGCCUCGAAAAGACUCUGAGAGCAAAGCCACGUCGAAAGGAGACAACGACAGAGAUGGGAGCAGCAAGAGCGGCCGCGAUCCUUCCUCUUCCUCAUCCUCGUCUUCGAAAAAGCCGUCGGAGAUCAAAGUGAAAGAUGAAGUUAAGGUUCUCCCCAAGGCCGCCUUCAAGGAGCCUAAACUCACCCUGAAGGAAUCAAAGAUGGACGGUAUGUCCCCGAAAGGAGGGGGGGCUGGGAGCGGAGGGGGCGGCGGGGGAGGAGGCGGGGGAGGGUCUGCUGAGUCCAAAGCGCCGGGGAAGCGGCCCUCGACGGUGGAGUCUCCCAAACCCAGCGCCAAGAAGCAGAAGAAGGGCAGCUCGGAGGGGCCCAAGGGUCCGGCCGGCGGGGCCUUCACGGGAACUUCUCCCCGCGUGUCCUCCUCGUCUGCAGCCAGUCAGUCCUACGCCGAGAAGAAACCUCCGAAGGAGAAAGGUCGCUGGGCCAAAGGCAAAAACGACACACAGGAGCUGAAGGAGCCCAAGAAGCCUCCAGAGUCGGAAGAGUCGAAUUCAGAGGAUGAAGCGUCUUCAAAGUCAGAGCAGUCGGCUCCCUCCAGUCCUUCCAACUCCAGUUCCAGUUCUGACUCCAGUUCAGACUCAGACUUCGAGCCGGGACAGAAACAAGGCCAAGGCCCCCUGCGAUCCAUGGUGGAGGAGAUCCAGUCAGAAGAGUCGGAUGAUGACGACAGCAGCUCGGAGGAAGAGACACCCAUGAAGACCAACCCCCCCAACCGCGACUCUCGACUCAGCCUGGACAGCGAGAGUGACAGCAGUGACGGCUCGCACCGCCCCAGUCGAGACCCCGCCCCGCCCCCACAGAAACACAGCUCCUCCAAUAACAAAGUGUCGGUCAGAAAGAGUCCAGAUUCCUCGUUUCGCUCAGAGAAGGUGAUGAAGAAGGGAUACGACAAGGUAGGAAGGGCCUACACAGAAGAACUGGUGGACCUCCACCGCAGACUGAUGGCAUUAAGGGAGCGUAACGUCCUACAGCAGAUCGUCAACCUGAUCGAGGAGACGGGCCACUUCAACGUGACCAACACCACCUUUGACUUUGACCUCUUUUCACUGGACGAGUCCACCGUCCGCAAACUACAGAGCUACCUGGAGGCGACGGCCACGUGACAGGAAGUGGAGGCCGGCGUGUGGAUGGCGGCGGCGGCGGCGGUGGAGGCAGCCUCGCCACGACGUCUGCUCUCUAAGGAGGAGGAGGAGGCGAGCAGCCGCGUCCGUCGCAGCCCUUUCACAGGCCUGACUGAACCAUCGAACAACUACCACACGAACAGAAACACACAAACAAACACAAGCACACACCAAGACACAACCCCACCUUCACGGGACGCCGGGGAGAAAACUGGAGGAGGUGUGGGAGGAGGAGGAGGAGGUGUGGGAGGGAGCGCCGGAGCAGCUGAACUCCAUCUACAGUCAGGAUUUUCACUACACAUCUCUUGUCUUGAGUCUGUGCAGAGCUGUGGAAUUCACCCCACAC